Schistocerca cancellata (South American locust) is the source of this 3888-nucleotide messenger RNA. RefSeq lists its product as uncharacterized. The transcript has 4 exons. Bases 704 to 2374 code for a protein of 556 amino acids. The record is from RefSeq and is a predicted model, not a curated record. Gene Ontology annotation, molecular function: nucleic acid binding; zinc ion binding. NCBI's taxonomy places the organism in Eukaryota, Metazoa, Arthropoda, Insecta, Orthoptera, Acrididae.
UUCAAUAGUGGCGGCCUGGUUCUUAUGCUGAGUUGUUGAUGUUGUUUAUAAGUGAUAGUGGAUGAUUUGUCUAGGGAUUUUAAGCUAUUGCCUUUAAUUGGUGUGUUUUACAGAAGUAAAAUUCUUACGGAUCUUUUUUAUGUGAGAGAUUUUGGGUGACAAAUUGUAAUAAAAUCUAUCUGGUGUUAUAUGCCUCCGACGGAAAAUUAAUGAACUUGGAAAUAGAAUACAAGGAAAAAACCUUAGAUUUCGACGAAAUGCUGCAUUGCAGCCUCUGAAUACAGAUCGCUGCACGUAGUUGGUACAAUGUUUUGUCUCUAAGUGAAAUCGUCAUAGUUCGGCACUUUGAUGCAACUCUCAAAAAUUCUGGAGAAAAUAGACUUUGAAGUUUUCCGCAUGUCUUUAAUACCCAAAGACUUUGUGAAAAAGGUUUAUGUAUCAUACUUUGGAUCUAAACUUGGUGAUCAAGAUAAAUCUUGGGCACCCGCAUAAGGUAUGUUAUGUGGGUGUUGAAGACCUGAGAAAAUGGUCCGCAAAGGAGGAAAAAACCUUUAGAUUUGCUGUUCCUAUGAUAGGAGGGAGCCAAGAAAUCAUUCCGAAGAUUGCUACUUUUGCAGUGUUGAUAUUACUGGUCAUAAUUCGAAAAACAAGAAGGGUUUGCCGCUGUUGUCUUCAGGGUCACUAACUUCCGUGGUUUGGCACAAUGAGUUACCGAGAAACAACAGAAGAUUUAGAAACAUUAGUGGGCAAAUUAACCACUCUGAUAACUGAUACAUUCAAAUGUUGCGUAAGGAACUAUGAAGCCUUACUGCCAUACCUUGGGAAAAAGGAAACAAAUUCUAAAACACGUCACAAAUUAGUACAAGUUAAUAUACUGUUAAACAAGUUAAAUGAAGACCUUGUAAGUCUAAGAGUUGAAUAUGCAGGUAACUCAUCAUAUGAACAAAAAGGGAAGUCUGUACUGUGUGAAGGAGGUAGGAAGAGAAGAAUGAAUGAUCUACUCGAGUUAGGUGGACAUGAGACCAAAAAUAUAAAAAUGAAAGUGCAAUUUACCAACAAUACAAAGCAUUCCAUUGCAUUAACUUCAGAGACUGGAAUCAGUAUGCAGUCGGAGGAUAUAGUAUUAACGGAUAGUGAAGAAACAAGUAAUACACAGAAUCAGAAAUCAGACAUACACAGGAAGAAAAACACAAAAAUGGAGAUACAAGAUUCAAAGGAAGUCAAAGAUACACAUGAAUUGCCUAUAACUAAUAGUCAGAUUCAUGCUGUUCAGAAAUCAUGUGACACUACAAAUAAUGAAAAGACAGUAUGUUUUGCUGAUGAUGAAGAAAGUGAAUCUGUGCCAGAUAGAGUUGUGAAGGGUAAUACAUAUGAUAAAUCUGCUGACAGUACUAUUCACACAGAAAGUAAUGAAGCAUGUGUUCCAUUACAAAAUGUGGAAAGUGAGAUUAGCAGUCAAGAGACAUGUGAAGAUAGUGACAUGGUUCUUAGUAAAGAUCCUAUAACAUGUGUACCUGUUCAGAGAGUAGAGAAAGUGUGUAAUGUAAGGCAUGAACUAUAUGGUAUCAAAAAGCACAAGAAAAAUAGUUUUAAGUGUACACUGUGCAUGUGUGUAGUUUCUAACACGAAAACACUGUAUAGUCAUGUGCAAGGAAAGAAGCACCAAAAGAAACUGGCUGGCAAGGCUUGUUGGAUCAGAAUUGCUGAAGUUCCAAAUAACACCAGUGAAAGUGCAGCAUCUGUUUCUGUGUGUUCUACAGUUGCCUGCUCACUCACUGAUACUGUUCCAAGUAAUAGCUGUGAAAGUAUAGUGUCUGAUUCUGUGUGUUCUGCUGUUUCCUGCUCACCUGCUGAAAUUGGUCCAAGUAGCAGCAGUGAAAGUACAGCAUCUGAUUCUGUGAGUCCUGUUUUCUGCUCUCUGGCUGAUAAUGUUGCUAUUGUAGAGGACAAAGACAAGGUAGCAUCAAUGAAACGUGCAGUUGUGUUAGAGCAUAUAUGGACUUAUUUUGAUCCACCAUUUCACUUUAACAAAAAAUUCAUUAGGUUUCAUUCGGGGCGAAUAAUCUGUUACCUUUGUUAUGAAGAGACAGGAAGGUACAUACUCGAUGUGAGGAAGCACAUUUCUAAAGUAAGUCAUCUGGAUAGGAUAAAUACAUUACGAAACAUGAAUUUGAAAAAUAAAUCCUCCAAUAUACUAAUGUUUGAUGUACCAGGCAGCCUAAAGAACAUUGUUCCUGCUACACAGUUUAGUUUGAGAAACUAUGGUUUCUUUUGUACUGUGUGCAACUGUUUCUGUGAAAAUACAGUUGUGUUAAAUCACAUGACAAGUGAAAGCCAUGGCAAAAAGCUAGAUGAAAUUCAAAAAUCGGUAUAGUAUGAGGAAAUUGAAACAGUGAAGGUAAUGUCUGUGGGACUAUAAUGUCAUUUUUGCUGUUAGUAUGUUAUUUCCGUCAGCAAAUAUUGGUAAAGUGUAUAACAUCAGUCUACUGAUACAAACUGAUUAUUGUAGUUUGAGGUUCUGUCAAAAAAGUAAAGAAAGGAUUACAUCAUACAAGGGUUUUAGAAAAGUGUUUUCAAGGAACUCGUUUUUAAGAAGGCACAUUGUUUUAAAUUAAGAUAAAAAUUUACAUUGUGAUAAGAGUGUGUGAAAAUAAAAACGUGAAAGUUAAUUAAAUGGAAAAUGCAAUUUACCAAGGAACAACUGGGUGGGAUAUAUUAAUUAAAGGUUUUGAAGCACAGUAAUUUGUCGACACCAAGUUCGAACUUGUUUUGAGAUGCCUGUCCAUUACAUUUUGGAUUCCUGUUCUAUGUUUUAUAUGACACUUGCCGUGCAUACAAGGCAUGUUCAGAGAGUAAGUAUGCUGUGACCAAAACAGGCUGUAGUUUUUUGGUUUUUGAGGGUUGGCAACAGUCAGUGGUAGAGGAUUCACCAACCAGUGCAAACAUCACACGACACGUAGUAUGUAAACUCAUAUUGUAGAGUCCAGUUGUGUGAAAGAUGUCAGUAAGAAACCCCGCCAAGUGCUGCAAAGUCUUUUGUGAAUCAAAACAUUUUAUGGUGAACGAGUUGUGAACAGAAUGAGUGUGUUUGAAUGGUGCAGGGAGCUUAGUAAAUGCAGGAAAAAUGUUCAUCAUGGACAGACGAGUUGAAGACCUUACAUUUUGACUGAUGAGUUGGUGCAAAAAAUCAAACUCUGUUUGUGAAGACUGAUGAUUGACUGUGGAUGAAAUUUCUUCAGUGUUUCCACAACUCUCCACACUCUUAGAAAUGCUGGGAUACUGCAAACUGUGUGCAAGUUGGGUCCAUAAACAGCUGACGUAGCAGCACAAGAAAAAUUAGGUCAGUAGCACCCAUGAGUUUAUUGAGUAUCUUGAAUUGGAAGAUGAGGAUUUUCUGAGCUCAUUUGUGACUGGAGAUGAAAUGUCACAGUGGUGUCACACCAAUUCCCAAUCUGCCAAAAAAUUUAAAACCACGUUUUCAGACAAAAAAAAGUGCAACGAUACUUUGAGACCCUAAAAAACACAAAAGGAGAAUUCAAAACAAAAAUAGGAGAAUGCUGACGAGAGGAGUGCCUGUCCACACACAGCCUCAGCCACAAAGCUGCUCUUGGACCUAUUAUUUGUUUGGGAUCUUACAAACCAUUCUCUCUCCCCUGUAUUCCCCUGGCGUGGUGCCUUCAGAUUAUCAUCUUUUCACCUCCUUGAAGGCUUACAAGAGUAAAAUUAAAUUUUCAACAAAUGAGCAGAUGCAGAAAUAGGUUAUGAAGUGGAGGAAGGAGAGUUCUAUGAUGAGGGCAUAAAGAAGCUUGUGCCACAGCUCACACAUGCACUGAACAAGAUGGUGAUUGUGUGGUAAACUAGCCUGCAAGUGUAUCAACAAUAUUCCAA